Molecule: messenger RNA, 1840 nt
Organism: Drosophila bipectinata
Lineage: Eukaryota; Metazoa; Arthropoda; Insecta; Diptera; Drosophilidae
Gene: Cwc25
Product: CWC25 spliceosome associated protein homolog
Biological process (GO): mRNA splicing, via spliceosome
Cellular component (GO): U2-type spliceosomal complex
Source: RefSeq, a predicted model, not a curated record
CACUCUGCCUUAAACAGUCUGGCAACUCCAAACCGUACCAUCUGAUGAGAACGUCUAAAAGGAGGGAAACAAAACAUUCUCAUUAUUCUUAUUUAAAAUAAGUUAUUUUCCCUGUGCAUUUAAGGCACCGCAACCAUGGGUGGCGGGGAUCUGAAUCUGAAAAAAUCAUGGCAUCCAAACACAAUGAAAAAUCAGGAGCGUGUUUGGAAGGCAGAGGAGCAAGCAAAAAUGGAGGAACAGAAACUGCAAGACCUCCGAAAGGAAAUAAACGAGGAGCGGGACAGAGAAGAACUAAAGAGACUAGGCGAGAGCAGUGGAGUGCUGUCCGGAAGUGGUGGAGCUGCCGGCGAGGCUAAGUUGGAAUGGAUGUACAAAAACAGCACCGAGCUUAUUAACCGCGAGGAGUACCUUCUCGGACGAAAGAUCGACAAGUCCUUUGAGACGCUUCAAGCCGAGGAGCGACGUCAGGAGCAGAACGUAAUAGGCGUCAAGCAGUCGAUCAACCAUGUUGAGCACGAGUGCGUUCCCUUCUCCAUCAGACAGUACCGCAACUUGCAGUCGAAUGAGCAAGUGGACUUACAGCGGAAGACUCUCGAAGAUCCGCUUAUGCUCAUUAAACAACGUGAAAUGGAAUCACGGCGCAAACUUCUGGAGAAUCCCGUUAAGCUAAAGGAAAUUCAUCGAAUCCUUAAAACUGAGCAAGACCUAAAAGUCGCCAAUGAGAAACAAAAAUCAAAAAAAAGCAAAAAAUCUAAAAAAAAGAAGAAAAAGAGUAGAAAUUCGAGUGAUGAUGGGGACUCAAGUAGCGAUAGUAACUCUGAUGAGGAUUUAGACCGAAAGUUGGCUCGCCAAGUUAGCAAACUUAAAGGAGAUUCCCACAAUAGUGAGCUCAAACUAGAAAAACUUUUGGAUGCAAAAUAUCGCACUAUAUCAAAACAACUUGACAUGGCUACUAAAAAAAAAAAGACAAAAAAAUCCAAGAGGAAAAGUGGCCACAGCAGUGAAGAAAGCCAUAUCGAAUCAGAAGAACAAAAAAAAUCCUGGAUAAGAAGCCGGGAAAGUCCGCAGAGGCCCCGACGAAGCAGAAGUCCGGCUUCCAGAUAUCAAGACCAAAGGCGUAAAGGAAGGAGUAGGAGUCAUGAAGAUAGAAACGCGCGACGUAGGAGUCGCAGCCCACAGGAAAGUAGGAAAAGGGACAGGAAUUUGGAAAAAAGCUGUGAAAGCCGGAGAAGUCCUGAAAAGAGGAGAGAGAGGAGGAGGAGUCCGGAGGCGAGGCGAACCAGGAGAAGCAAAAGUACCGACGGAAGAAAAAAUAUUUCCUUGCAUCGAGAGAGACACAGGAGCAGGAGUCCCGAGAAUCGCUCAACCAGCACAAGCAGUCCCCAACUUUAUUGCACAAGACAACAACCCCAAAGCCGAAACAGGGAUCCUCCAUCCAAGCGUUCUUCCCCUCCCGGCCGACACGGUGGAAAACCCAAGCUUAGCCAAGCUGAUCGGGAAGCCCGCUUGCGCGAGAUGAUGGACAAUGCCACCUGGAGAGAGGCAGAUCGCAGCCAGGCGGUGCGCAAACACCGAGAGGCAUACGCUAAGGAGGAAGCCCAACACCAAGAACGCGAAUUCGACAAGGAGUUUAUAAACAAGGAGGUUAAGAAGGCGAUAGCUAACCAGAACUCAAUCGGCGAUCGCAUACGGGCCAACCUGAACAACAUACAACGCACCGCCUCCUCCAUGAACACCAACUUUGCUCGCAAGUAAACUAAAAUUCCUUUAUUUGACAUGCAUAUUCAAACAUGUAAUGGUUAUGCAACAAAUAGUUUAAAGAUUAAACUUGAACUUUUAC